AUGACUCGGAUCCUCCUCAUAGGAGCCACUGGCUAUAUCGGCACUGCUGUUGCAAGCGAACUCCUCCGCUCCGGCUUGCACACCGUCUAUGGUCUCGCGAGAACCCCCGAGAAAGCAGCCCAACUCGUGGCAAAAGAGAUCAUACCCGUCAUUGGUUCCGUCACUGACUCUGCAGCGUACGUCUCGCUGAUCAAAUCCGCCCGUAUACAUAUCGUCGUCGAUUGCGCUGGCGCCAAUGAUGGCUCAUUUCAGGUCCUCAAAGACCUCAAACAAAUCGGCAUUGAGCGACAGAAGGAAGGUGGUGCUAAACUCGGCUUUGUCUAUUGCAGCGGCACCUGGGUUCAUGGGUCGUCCUUCGAACGGGUUAGCGACCUCGAUCCUGUAGGAACAGCCGAUGCCAAGAACCCACCAGCGAAGAUGGUAGCUUGGAGACCCCAGUUAGAGCGAGAUAUUGUCGCCUCCAAAGAUGUUUUGAAUGUGGCUAUUAUUCGCCCGGGGCUAGUCUAUGGACGUGAAAGCCCAAUAUGGGGUGCUUUCCUGGGGCCGAUCUUUGCAGCUACACAGGAAGGCACGAGGCGCGAAUCUGUUCAACUACCAUUAGACCCACUCGCGCGACCAGGUCUGAUUCACGUAGAUGAUGUUGCAUCAGGCUUCCGAUGUGCAAUCGAGAAGCUUGAGCUUGUUUCUGGGACUGGUGUGUACCCUGUGUUCAGCAUUGUUAGCUCAUCCGAACCGAUGAGCCUCAUCAUCCAGUCAGCCGCAGAUAUCAUUGGAUUCAAAGGUGAAAUUCGACUUGCGGAGGAGAAGGACAACCCUUUCAGCGAAGCGAUGUCCGUCAGCAACAAUGACAACUCCUCACGGGCGAAGCAAUUGCUUGGCUGGGAACCAAGGAGAAUUGGUAUUGUGGGCUCGAUGGAUAUCUAUGUCAAGGCUUGGUUGGCUUCCCAAGCCACAGCCUGA
Bacidia gigantensis is the source of this 960-nucleotide messenger RNA. RefSeq lists its product as uncharacterized. NCBI's taxonomy places the organism in Eukaryota, Fungi, Ascomycota, Lecanoromycetes, Lecanorales, Ramalinaceae. Bases 1 to 960 code for a protein of 319 amino acids. The record is from RefSeq and is a predicted model, not a curated record. The transcript is spliced from 2 exons.